This is a messenger RNA of Onychostoma macrolepis, 5972 nucleotides long. It is a transcript of the gene snx33, whose product is annotated as sorting nexin 33. The transcript has 2 exons. Bases 1375 to 3036 code for a protein of 553 amino acids. Gene Ontology annotation, biological process: endocytosis; intracellular protein transport; endosomal transport. NCBI's taxonomy places the organism in Eukaryota, Metazoa, Chordata, Actinopteri, Cypriniformes, Cyprinidae. Gene Ontology annotation, molecular function: protein binding; phosphatidylinositol binding. Gene Ontology annotation, cellular component: cytoplasmic vesicle; plasma membrane. The record is from RefSeq and is a predicted model, not a curated record.
UCCAGGUGUUGCCUAUAAAUUACUCUUAAAUAAUAUUAAUCACAUUUUAAAUCUUCACCUUGUACUUUAACUACAAGUUCUUUUCAGACGAAUGGCGACAUCACGUGGUAUCUGUUAGUUUUCUCAGCGCUGAUCAGGAUGGACCAAUCACGGUCGUUUGUGAUUACUUUGAAAAUCUUUUAAAGAAACGCGGAUUUCAAAUUAAUAAUUAUUACAAUUUUUAUUUUAACGGUUUAUACGUUCUUGUGUACAAAUGCCUCAAAUAACCCACAAAAUCCUGUCAAUCAAAAAAAAUAAAUAAAUAAAUAAAAUGAAUGUGUCUGAAUGGCAGAACAGUGCAGGGUUUGUCAUUCAGUGGCAAUAAGUCAUCUAGCUGAGUUAUUGUAGUAAUUCGGAUGCGUUUUGCGUUUGUUAGAAACUGAUAAGACUGUUUAACUCUUGUCAGUCAGAUGUUACUGUUGUUUAGUUGACCGCCGAGCGGCGCCACAAACGCGGUUGUAAAGCUCGCGCUAAACUGCGCUACUCUCAUUGUUCGGUCGUCACGUCAUGGAAAGAGUUACUGCGUUUGUGCUCAAAGUAAAGAAAUAGUUUAUGAAAAACUCCUCACGGGCCUGUUGAAUCACUUCUCGAAGGGAUUAUUAUGAACACACAGCGAUCUGAACUGGAUCUGUGGAUUAAAAAGGUGCUUUAGAUGUACUUUUUGUUCUUUUGUUGGCGGAAUGCAAAGGAUACGUUUAUUUCCCAUCCCUGUCUGGGACGAAAUGUUGAGAUAAUGUUUUCAUCUGGAAUUUAGUUCAGCCGGACUUGCAAAACAGAUGUUUGUGUUUGUUUUUUAAUACUUUGACAGCAUGCAAAAUGCCUAAAACUAUUAUAUAGUUAUUAUGAGACACUGAACUGAAUGUGUUUGCCGGUGUCUCGGUUCUGUUGGACGGGAUUUGUGGAUUUAUCGGUUUAUUUUUUUUUUUUUGCGGCUGAAGAUUCUGGUUUUGUGGAAUAAUGAAACGGCAUAAAUUAAGGGAAGUUGGAGAAUAACAACCUGGAAGGGAGUUCCAACAUGUAAUGCUUUAUUUACAAAUGUAGCAUAUUGGAGAUUGUUUCCCAGGGGAAAAAAAGAUUCCUGUUGUCUUCUUCAUGGUCAGUAACUUUAAAAAAGUGAUCUUUAUCAUAAAGAAUAUUGUUCACCAACAGCCUCAAAACUGCUAGUUUUGUUAAAGUACUAUGCAUGUAUUAACAAGUACUGCUGUACUAUAUAACCAAAGUUUUAAGUUAUCAAACAGCCCUGGUUUUGUUAGAUUUGAUCUGUACAGUCUGAUAUGAGGUAAGGAACUUUAAUUGUGGCCCACUUUUGUGCAUCUGGCUUGCAAAGUUACAAAAAUGUCGUUGAGAGCCAAAGCCCUCUACACUUUCCAAAGUGAGAACAAGGAGGAGAUCAGCAUCCAGGAGAAUGAGGAGCUGGUGAUUUUCGAAGAGAACUCUGUGGACGGCUGGCUACAAGGAGAGAACAGCCGGGGAGAGCGAGGCCUGUUCCCCGCCUCGUACGUUCAUAUCAUCCGGAACCGAUCCGGGUCCAAUCUGACAGAUCAUUCCCUCAGCUCCCCUGGAAGCUCUCCUGGUAAGGAUUUAUCGUACAUCCAUACGCCUUCCACGACCCUGCCGAGCGACGACGAUGAAGACUGGCAGGACUGGGAUGAAACCUCAACGGUGGUUGAGGAUGAAGAUCCUUGGAGAGGUGUUGGCGCCAAUGGACAUUCCCAAAGUCCGUAUUCCAACCCCAACGUCCACUACCGGCCAAAGCCAUAUAUGGAGCGCCAGGACAGCAUGUCCAGCAAUAGAAAGGGCAGCAUGGUGGGCAGGAACUUGAACCGAUUCUCCAGCUUUGUGCGCUCAGGUGUUGAGGCCUUCAUACUUGGCGACGUUCCAAUGAUGGCCAAGAUCGCAGAGUCUUACUCUAUCGAAAUGGGCCCCCGGGGGCCUCAGUGGAAGGAGAACCCUCAGCCCUUCAUCUGUUCAGUUGAAGACCCCACCAAACAGACAAAGUUCAAAGGCAUUAAGACGUACAUUUCGUAUCGCGUCACCCCCAGUCACACUGGCAGGCCGGUGUACCGCCGCUACAAGCACUUUGACUGGCUCUACAACCGACUACUACACAAAUUCACGGUAAUUUCCGUGCCGCACCUUCCCGAGAAACAGGCCACGGGACGAUUCGAGGAAGACUUUAUUGAGAAAAGGAAGAGGAGGCUUAUUUUAUGGAUGGACCACAUGACCAGCCACCCCGUUUUGUCUCAGUACGAGGGUUUCGAACACUUUCUCAUGUGCGGAGACGACAAACAGUGGAAGCUCGGGAAGAGGCGAGCGGAAAAGGACGAGAUGGUCGGGGCUCAUUUCAUGCUCACCUUCCAGAUUCCCAACGAGCACCAGGACCUUCAGGACGUGGAGGAGCGCAUUGAUUCCUUCAAGGUGUUCGCCAAAAAAAUGGACGACAGCGUGAUGCAGCUGACGCACGUCGCAUCGGAAUUGGUUCGCAAACAUCUCGGAGGUUUUCGGAAGGAGUUCCAGAGGCUGGGAAACGCCUUCCAGUCCAUCAGCCAGUCGUUCCUGCUGGAUCCUCCGUACAGCUCGGAUGCUCUGAGCAACGCCAUCUCGCACACAGGCCGCACCUACGAGAACAUCGGGGAGAUGUUCGCCGAGCAGCCCAAAUACGACCUGUUUCACAUGCUGGAUAAACUGUCGCUGUACCAGGGCCUGCUGUCCAACUUUCCAGACAUCAUCCACCUACAGAAAGGUGCUUUUGCUAAGGUGAAGGAGUCUCAGCGUAUGAGCGACGAGGGGAAGAUGGACCAAGAGGAAGCGAAUGGCAUUCGUAAACGCUGCAGGACUGUGGGUUUCGCCCUGCAGGCCGAGAUGAACCACUUCCACCAGCGGAGGGAGGUGGAUUUUAAAGAGAUGAUGCAGGCGUAUCUCCGCCAACAGAUCGCCUUCUACCAGCGCGUAGGUCAGCAAUUAGAGAGAACCCUCCACAUGUACGAUAACCUCUAGAGCCUUUGGCGUCUGGACUGUAAUGGAGAUACAACACUCCUGUGGACGGAUAUACAAGGGGUUUUUUAUUCCCAGAAUUGGAAUUUUCUAAUUCCAGACAGGAUUUUUAUUUUUUUUUUUGCAAGAGAAAAGGGACAUUCUCACUUCUGCACUUAAAAAUGUCACUUUUAACCCCAGAAACCAACAAUACAGUUGCCUUUGAUAAACUAUUCAUGUAUAUCUUCAUGUUUUGAAUUUUAUUUAAAUAUCUGUUAGAUCAAUGUUACACUUUUUAUCCAUAUUUUUCUUCUUCAGAACUUCAAAACAGAGUCAGGUGUGCAAAUGACGUUGCCUGUGCUUUAGCAGGCGCAGACGCUAAUCAGACUCAAAAAAACAGUCUGGUCAUGUGACACAAAGUUGUUUACAUAAUAGUUUGCCAAAAACACAAUUAUUUCUUUAAAAAAAAGCAAAUUGCGACACAGUGUCUUAUUCAGGCGCAAUGCAAAAAACAAAAUUGUCAAAUGCUGAACGUUAGAUUUUCUAUUUAUGGCUUGUGUUGAGUUGCUCCGCCCACACUGAAAUCUCAUUGGUCCAAAAGCCUAUUUUAUCACUGCAAAAAAUAAUUUUAUUUAGUAAUUUGGUCUUAUUUUCUGGUACAAAUAUCUAAACACUCGAUAAGGAAAAAAUUGGGGGGGGGGAUCAAAGUUAAUUUCCUAGAAAUUUUAGGAAACGAUUAAUUUGCUUCUCAAGUAAAUGUAUCUUGAUUUAAGAAUGUUUAGAUAUUUGUACUGGAAAUCAACAGAAAUACUAAGAACAUCAUUUUUGCAUCAAAAUAACUUGGUCUAAUUGGCUUGGAUUUGUUGUUUCGUGCAACAUUUCACUUUCAGUGACUGCAGAAAUAUGACUUGAUGCUUGAAAUGUUCAGUUGCCCAAAUUUGCUUGGACUAGAUGAGCAAGAAAUAAACCCACAUAGCAGGUUCAUGUGGUUUUGCUAACUUCUAGGAAGUUUAAUCAGAUAAAAUGUUAAUCCAGCUCCCCUUCAGGCGGAAGACGAUUCCUGAGUUUACGUGAAAUGCAUGGGUCUGAUUUGAUACAGAGAUCAGAUGUGACGGUCAUAUGAUAUUCAUCAGUGAUUCAGAUGAAUAACACCAGGCUUCUUCGACGCUGUAAUCUGUGGUCCGGUACUAAUUUUUCCAAGUGUUAUUAAGACAAAACAUGUUUUUAUGAAUUCUUGGCCAAGAAUCCCCACCCAGAGACUCUGAAUAUCAGAUGGAAACACUUCAGUAUUAGCAUUAGCAUUUAGCCUAAAUGUUUGUUCAGGGUGUUUCUAAAGCAAAAGGGAGCUCUUAUCCUCCUCUUCUCCUUUUUGUGUGCCCUCAGGAAAAACUUGAGAGGACUUUGAGCUUAUGUUAAUGCUUUUUGUUUUAAUUUCCUCAGAAGUAGGCUAAUCUUUAUUUUUAGUUUUAGUCGCUAGGUUUAAGGGGUACAGAGGUUUGUGUAAAUCUCAAGGCUGCAAUCGAAGUUGACUCUGUGGUUAAGAGUUGUGAUUUUUACAAUGCUUUUGGUUUAACUGUAAAAAGUCUCAAGUUUCAGAUUGUAAACUUGGAUGUUUACCGUUUGCACAGUAACUGAGGACCAAAAUUUAAACCUUUGGGUUUACUGUCGUUUUGCUUUAUACAUGUUAAAAAAUGGAGCAGAUUUUACGGAAGCCAUUUCCUUUAUGGAAUUAGAUAAUAAAAAGCUAACUGUGACUUUUUAAUAUCACGAUUCUUUAACAUUACUUUUUAUAAACUCACAGUUGAACUCAGAAUCUCGCAAUUCUAAGAAAAAAAAAAAAGAGAAAAAGUUGCAAUUUUUUAUUCUGUGGUGGAAACAAAAAAUGUGCAAUUGUAAGAUUUAGAGAGAAAAUUCAGAAUUGUGAGAUUUAAACUCGUAAUUCUGAGGAAAAAGUCUGAAUUCUGAAUUGCAAGUUUAUAUCAAAACUGAGAUAAAAAGUCAUAAUUAUCUUUUUAAUUUUUUUAUUAGUGUUGGAAACAGGCUUCCAUAUAUUUUAGCUCAAGCAAUGUAUUAAUAAAUAAUAGUCAACAUGAAAUAAAAAUCAACCUUGUUUACUUUCUUAAUACACAAAUGCCAUUUUUCAAUAGAUAAACAUACAUUUUUCUUUCAAGGUUUUUUUUUUACACCAAAACAUGUUGCAUUAUGAAUGCAUUGCAAACUGCAUUUCAUGUUGACUUUAGCAUGAACAACCUGAAGAAUAUUUUUAAGAACUGACCAGUCUUGUGGUUUGCAGAACCGCUGUGUUUUAGUGUCCAGAUGUUUAUGUGCCCGCAGAAGGAAAUGUUCAUCGUUUUCGAAUCGGUUAAAGCAACGGCGAGCGAUCCCGAAGGGGAUUUUUUUUUCUGGUAACUGGGAAAAAAUGCACAUAAACAAAAGCCCCUGCUUUUAAUUCUCUGGAAAACCUUGGAACGUAAACAGACUGUGUGUCGGGGGUUGCGUGUGUCCACUUGGCGACUUCACUCACAUUCCGGGAUACAGCUGAGCUCAAACGCACAGCAGAGUUCCUCACGCUUUAGUCAUACCAAAGCAAAGACGGGUUUCCAUGACUUAUCCAAAUAUUACAUUUGCUUAAUGAUCUUUUCGCGUUUUGUAGCGGCAGUGUCACAUCUGAAGACGGAUUACACGCAUUCUAAGAGAAAUAGGUGUUUUAAUGAGCUGAAAUAUCAAGAAACUAAGGACAACAACUGCAGAAAUGGACACAAAAAUGUUUCUUGGGGAAGGGCAGACCUCACACGGAUGAUUUUGGACUCUUUUAGGACGUGUGAGGCUGUGUCCAGCACAUUGCUCUGUGUUUACUCACUGUAAGGUGGACAGUAGAAUUUAUAUAAUGUGUAGAUUUUACACUUUUUACACAUUCUGGUGUUCAACAGGGGAUCUGAAUAAAGAGAUCUCAAAAUGGA